AAAAUUAUCCUUCCCUAUUUCUCACUCCUUUUUUUUGCAUACCCCUCUCUUAACCCUUUUAUAAGAGACGUCCUUUAAUAGGUGUCAGUUCUUUCCCAGCUCAUGUCCAUCGUUAUCCAUUGUUCCCAUCAAGAAAAAAAAGGAGGGGGUGUCCGAGAGGAAACUGAAUUUGUAGACGACAAGCCAAGAGAAGAAUGUGGUGUUUUUGCUGUUUCUGCUCCAGAGAUUAACGUUUCCAAGACUGCUUUUUUUGCCCUUUUUUCUUUGCAGCACAGAGGGCAAGACGGGGCUGGCAUUGCGACUUCAGAUGGGAAAAACAUACACUCCCACAAAGAUAUUGGACUUGUAUCACAUAUAUUUAAUAAAUCUGUGCUUAAGAAAUUACCUGGGAGUCUUGCGAUAGGACAUACGCGAUAUUCUACAACGGGGGCUCUUGUAUUGCAAAAUGCUCAGCCAUUUGUAAUUGAAACCGUACAUGGUCCAGUUGCACUUGCUCACAAUGGACAGCUGUCUCGCGGCCAAAUGCUACGUCGAGAGCUCAUGGCCCGUGGUAUAGGAAUGUUCACAACAAGUGAUAGUGAAUGCAUUAUACAAUUAAUUGCAGAAAAGCCUGAUCUAGAGGAGGCAGGAGAACCUAAUUGGAUUGCUCGAAUCCAGAGUUUUAUGGAUAAAGUUGAAGGAUCGUAUUCAUGCGUCAUGUUAACAACCCACUCCGUUUUUGCUUGGAGGGAUAGGCACGGUAUUCGCCCUCUUUGCUUGGGGAAGCUCAGCUAUUCUGUUUCUCAAUCACAAGAAUCGAAAAAUCAACACUCCCUUCCGUUCAAUCACGCUCAUAAUAACUCUACUUCUGCAGAUACAAAUCAUACGCUCAAAACAGACCAAGUCUCAGGUUUUGAUUCAUGCACUAAUGAAAGGUUUGGAUGGGUGGUAUCAAGUGAAUCGUGCGCACUCAAUACAAUACAUGCCCAAUUCAUACGCGAUAUUCUCCCAGGUGAGAUUAUUCAAAUUGAUCGAGAUCGCCUCAUCAGUACUCAUUCGAAGUCCCCUCCACUACGUUUUUCACCAUGCGUGUUUGAAUACGUUUAUUUCGCCCGCCCAGACUCAAUCAUGAAUGGCCGUCUAAUAUACUCGGUUCGUCAUAACUUAGGCAGACAAUUAGCAAUUGAAGGACCUGUUCCUUCUAACGCCGAUAUUGUGAUCGGUAUACCUGAUUCGUCUACCCCUAUAGCUAUCGGAUACGCCCAACAAUCCGGUAUCGCUUAUAUGGAGGGGCUUAUAAAAAACCGAUACAUUGCACGCACAUUUAUACAACCAGAUCCCAACAUGCGCGUAGCAAGUGUAUCACUCAAAUAUAACCCAUUGGCAGCUAAUCUGAAAGGUAAAGCUGUCAUUCUCGUGGACGACUCCAUCGUGCGUGGAACAACGUGUCAACAAAUUGUGCAAUUAGUGCGCAGCGCGGGCGCAAGGGAAGUUCAUGUCCGUGUCGCGAGUCCGCCUAUCAAAUACCCGUGUUACAUGGGUGUUGACAUGAAGACUAAAAAUGAGCUCAUUGCCUCUAAAUACAGUAUUCCUGAAAUUAUCAAACAUCUUCGUGUUGAUUCACUGGGAUAUUUGUCACAAGAAGGAAUGGAGCAUGCCAUAUUAAACUCUGUAACUGAAAAACAAGAACAGUACAAAACCUUCGACGGCCACUUUUGCAGUGCCUGUUUCACAGGCGAGUACCCAGUUGAGGUAGAACCGUGGUAAAGAUUAAAAAAACAUCUGCGAUAAAACACUCUAGUCUACACUUGAAUCAUGUGUUAAAAAAUCAAUCAACUUAUCAAACGUGUGUAUAGCUUGACUGUAAUGUUCAAAUCAGAUUUUAAA
This is a messenger RNA of Schistocerca gregaria, 1866 nucleotides long. Its product is annotated as amidophosphoribosyltransferase-like. The record is from RefSeq and is a predicted model, not a curated record. Bases 103 to 1746 code for a protein of 547 amino acids. NCBI's taxonomy places the organism in Eukaryota, Metazoa, Arthropoda, Insecta, Orthoptera, Acrididae. Gene Ontology annotation, molecular function: amidophosphoribosyltransferase activity. Gene Ontology annotation, biological process: purine nucleobase biosynthetic process; purine nucleotide biosynthetic process. The transcript is spliced from 4 exons.